AUGAAUGGAAAUGCGUUUGACAGUAUCGCCUUCAACGCCAACAAAUACGAAAUCGACAUUAAAAACUACUUCGUAACGCGCCAAGAGGACGACAGUACUCAGAGCGACACUUCGGACUCACAAACGGACCAGUACUUGGCCUGUAAAGGAGUUAAACUGCCAACUGCGGAACCACACAUUUGCACCUGGGAUUAUUUAACAAAACCUGAAGUGAUCCACUUGAUGGGCAUUAAGAGUAAACGACUCAAGAGGAAUUUCAUUGAGGGAAAAUUGCACAAAAAGCCCAAGGGACUUCCCCGGAUCAUAUUCAGGGAGUUGAUGUACUCUGUGACUAAAUUCUGCACGUCUGCCAGUUACACCGUGGAACAAACUGGGGCCUUGUUGUCACAGUUCUACCUAACUCAUUUAUUUUUCACCAGUGUUUUGGAUGUUGGUCCUGAAAAAUUGUACGAGUAUUUUAAAGGACUGCAAAUGUGUCAUUCUCUACCAUUCCCACCACAUAGUAUCAAAUUGUUUAAUUUGGAACAAAUUAAGAACAAUAUGGUUUAUUUCUGUAAACUAUAUCUUAGAAACCUGCCCUUGGUCAGGUUCUUGUGUUUGCCCAAUUUUUCCCUAUGUGCCCAACACCGCGUACAACCAGACGUCGCUCCACGUAAAAAAGGGAAGAAAAAAGGGAAAGGCAAAAAGGGUAAAAAAGCAAAAAGAAAUGAUCUAUGAAAUACAUUUAUUGAGCUAU
Molecule: messenger RNA, 736 nt
Organism: Tribolium castaneum (red flour beetle)
Lineage: Eukaryota; Metazoa; Arthropoda; Insecta; Coleoptera; Tenebrionidae
Exons: 3
Coding region: 1-717 (238 amino acids)
Source: RefSeq, a predicted model, not a curated record